GUUCAGUUUGUUUUUACGUCUGUUUUUUAGUGCUCGACAAUCAUGUUGUCACUAGCGUUUCUCAUUGUUCUUCUUUCAGCAUCCUUUGCCAAAGACAUUUCAUCAUCUUCAUCAACUGAACUUUCUACAGAUUAUAUAUUGAGACCAAGUAUUAAUGAGUUUUAUGAUCUUUUGGAGAAAAAUCGUACUGAAAUAAUUUUCACGCGGUUCUAUUUGCCAUCAUGUCCAGCAUGUAUAGCAUUCGAAUCAGGUUGGAAUAAGGUUGCAAAAGCAUUGCAAGGUGUCUGCAAAGUAGUCGACUACAAUUGCCGUAAAGAUCCAAACACAUGCUGGUAUGUUGGAAUCGAAUAUUUUCCAGAGUUCGUGGUCUUCAUAAACAAUCGAGUUUAUGCUAUAUUUGAUGAUGAUUAUGGUGUGAGACGAUUGAUUGACUUCAUUAAGGACAAAGAAUAUGAGGAAGAAGAAUACAGACGAAAGGCUAAAAGGAAGUGGCAAUAAAAUUUAGAUUGAUGUGCAUUGAAAUUUAAUAAAGUUUAUUUGUGGAUUUAAUG
Messenger RNA from Chironomus riparius, 551 nucleotides. The record is from the annotation of a GenBank genome assembly. NCBI's taxonomy places the organism in Eukaryota, Metazoa, Arthropoda, Insecta, Diptera, Chironomidae.